AUGAGGGGGUGUGUGUUUCUGCUGUGUGUGUGUUGGCUCUGCUGGAGGACGGAGGCUCAGGCCAAAAACUACCUGGUGACGGCUCCCAGCUCCUGGCGGGUGGACGCGGUGGAGACGGUGCUCCUGCAGCUCUUUGGUUUCUCACAGGAGGUCCAGGUCCACCUGUUCCUGAAGACCACCAUGGCCCCGAGCCACGUGGAGCUCGGCCGUGACGUCGUCACCCUCAACGCCCAGAACCAGUUCCAGGCCACGGCCAAACUGCGGAUCUUCCCAAGUGAGAUGGUGAGAGAACUGAGUCAUGUGAUCCUGCAUGUCCAAUCAGGAGAGAUCAACCAGCACCAGUCCAUCCCCAUCAGCCAGACUAACGGCUUCCUGUUCAUCCAGACCGACAAGCCGCUGUACACGCCGCUGCAGGCCGUCAAAGUGCGGGCCUUCUCCCUGAACGAGGAGUUGAGGCCGGCCAAUCGCAGCGUGUUCCUCACUUUCAGGGACCCAAAUUAUGAGACAGUGGACAUCGUGGAGAUGAUUGAUAUGAACAACGGGAUCCCCUCCAUGCAAAACCCCUUCAAGAUCCCCAUAAAACCAAAGUUGGGGUUGUGGUCGAUCGAAGCGUCCUACUCAAAGGAUUUCAGCACUACGGCCAGAGCGGACUUUGAAGUUAAAGAAUAUGUUCUUCCCAGCAUGACCAUCCUAGUGGAACCAGAAACCAGCUACAUCAGCUAUGGAAACUUCCAGCAGUUCAACUUCAAGAUCACUGCCAGGUAUGUCCAUGGCGCUCCAGUAGCUGAUGGCGAGGUGUUGGUACGCUAUGGUUACAUUAGUGGCAAGAAAUCUCCAGUUAUCAUCAAAAACUCUGUUACCGGAAAGCAGCUCUCCUCCACAGGUGAGGUGCAGAUGACUGUUAACCUUGAGGAGUUGCUGAUGAAUCAUGAUGGACCGAGAGACCUGAACAGUCUGGUGGACAAAUACCUGUACAUAGCCGUGCGGGUCCAGGAGCGCACAGGUGGGAUCUCCCAGGAGGCGGAGCUAGGUGCAGUGAAGUUUGUCAAAUCACCUUACAGCCUGAGCCUGGUGUCCACGCCCCCUUUCAUCAAACCUGGACUGCCUUAUAACAUCCAGGUCUUAGUGAGGGAUCACCUGGAAAAGCCGGUCAGCCGGAUACCUGUUAAUCUGGUGGAGGGGGAGCUGACCGGCCAGACGCCACAGAGCGGCAGUCUGCCCUGCACCUCCAGCGCCACCAGCCAAUCAGACGGCCUCGCUGUCUUCAUCUGCAACAUCCCGAAAGACACCAGCAAAGCAGUUCUGAAGUUUGAGACGGCAGAUGCUUCGCUCCCAUUGGCCAGUCAGGCCAGUCGGAGCCUCACGGCGGCGGCUUACUUCUCACCCAACCAGCGCUACCUCUACAUCGACCCGCCGUUCGCCGGGCGCGGCCUGGAGGUGGGGACUCGUGCGCAGAUCAAAGUUUACUCAGCCACACCUGCCUUUGUGUCCGUCAACGCUCUCAGCUUCCUGGUGCUGUCUAAAGGGAAGGUGGUGGAUUUCGGCACGCAGAGCUUCUCCGGCUCGAGCAGCCAGCUGGUGAUCAGCUUCGAUGUGACGGUUGCCAUGGUUCCCUCCAUCCGCCUGCUCGUCUACUACAUCCUGUCUGCAGAGGGGACGUCCGAGCUGGUGGCCGACUCGGUCUGGAUGGACGUCAGCGACUCCUGCGUCAACGGACUCGAGACUGGGCUGUCCUACAAUGGGCGGGAUCACAGGCCGAAGUCCAGCCUCAAGCUGAAUGUGCAGACCAAUCAGGACGGGCUGGUGGCUCUGUCCGCUGUAGACUCCGCCCUCCUAUCAUUAAGACCCAACUACAGAGACCCUGUCACCAUGGUUUUGCGGCACAUCGAGCGGAGCGACCGCGGCUGCGGCGGCGGCGGCGGCAAAGACAGCGCUGACGUCUUUCGGUUGGCCGGCCUCACCUUCAUGACCAACGCCAACGCCCACCCCUCACCCAGCGAUGAGGCAUGUACAGCGAUCGUGCGUUCAAAGCGAGCUCUGUCAGACGCUGAGAAGGUGAAGAUAGUGGAGUCGUUCGGCCGCCUGAAGCCGUGCUGCGAGGAGGGCAUGCGUCACAUCCCCCGCAGUGUGAGCUGCGAGCAGCUGGCCAAGCAGAAGUACUGGAGGUAUCCUCCUCCCUGCAUCGAGGCCUUCAAGCGCUGCUGCGAGCUCUACCAGAAGCACCUGGACCGCCACGCCGUCCUGGGACGCAACGAGAUGGGUGCUGACUUCGACGUGGCUCCCUCUCUGGUGCGGAGCUACUUUCCAGAGAGCUGGCUGUGGGAGGUGCAGCAGGCCAGGUCAGGCCGGCAUCCUAUCAGCAGGACUCUACCAGACUCUCUCACCACCUGGGAGAUACGAGCUGUCGGCAUGUUCAGGAACGGUGUGUGUGUUGCGGAGCCGGCGCGGGUGUCUGUCACUCUGCCGGUCAGUCUGGACGUCCCGCUGCCGUACCAGCUGGUCAGAGGAGAACAGCUGGAGCUGACAGGCUCAGUGUACAACCAAGAGCCAGACCGCAUCAAGUACUGCGUGACUCUGACCGUGGGCCCGGCCGUCUGCCUGCUCGGCUCCCAGCCGGCUCCAGGGGGCGCCGGGCUGCGCUCCACCGCCUGCGUCUGGAAAGACCUGGCUGGAGAGGGGGUCGCCGCCGUGUCCUUCACCCUGAUGGGCAUGGAGCCCGGAGAGCACACGCUCACCUUCAAACUGCAAACAAAGCAGGGAGGCCGGGACGUCCUGCAGAAGAAGCUACGAGUGGUGCCUGAAGGAGUGAGGACCGCCGUUUUCUCUGGAGGGAAACUCGACCCACAGGGCAUCUACGGCUCAGAGAAGAGGCAGGUGGAGCUGAAGAACACCCUGCCUGCUAACCUGGUCCCUCACUCGCCCGUGGAGAGGCAGCUCACCAUCAACGGCGAGGUGCUGGGUGAUGUCCUGUCGAUUUUGGACGACCCCGACGGCCUCCGGCAGCUCAUCAACCUGCCCCCGGGGUCGGUGGAGGCGGAGCUUGCCGGGCUCCUCCCCCUCUUGUACGUCUACAAAUACCUGGAGACGACGAGCCGCUGGGACGUCCUGGGAGAGAACGUCCAGAAGAACGCUGACGAGCUCCGCAGGAAGAUCAAGGACGGCGUGGUCAGUAUUUACUCGUUCAGAAGCAGCUUAGACUCGAGCUACUCCGUGCCCACACAGCAGAGGCAGCAGGCCUACAGCAUGUGGAGGAACAGGGAGCCGUGCACGUGGCUCACAGCUCUGGUGGUGAGGACUCUGGCUCUGGCAGAUGAGCUGGUCUCAGUGGAUCAUCAGUCUCUGUCCCAGUCGCUCUUCUGGCUGAUUCACAGCGCGCAGCAGCCCAACGGCUCCUUCAUCGAGAAGUCCUCCUUCAGACCCAACAAAGUCAUGGCGGCGGGGUCGGACCCCACAGAGCAGGCGGUGUACCUGACGUCCUUCGUGCUGAUUGGCUUAAACAGAGCCACCAAGAUCAGAGACCCCAUCCUGCAGCUCAAGUCCCACGACGACAGUAUGAAUUUAGCAGCGGACUACAUUUCCCAGCAUGCUCCGGGGGUCCAGAGUGUGUACGUGCGUGCGGUGGCGACUUACGCUCUGACGCUCCACGACCCGCACAGCUCGACGGCGGCCCAGCUGCUCACCGACAUGGAGAACCUGGCUCGUCAGAAAGGACACCCCCCUGUGCUCAGGUACUGGCAGGAGUCCAGCGUGAAUGCUGAUUGGCUCAGACCGGACCAAUCGAGCGGCCUGACGGUGGAGACGACGGCGUACAUGCUGCUGACCUCGCUGCUCAAGGGGCGGUUUCAAUACGCCAACCCCAUCCUGAGCUGGCUGACCCAGGACCAGCACUACGGAGAGGGCUUCCACUCCACACAGGACACGGCUCUGACCCUGGAGGCGGUGGUGGCGUACAGCGGCGUGGCUCCCCGGGCGCUCCUCGACCUGAGCAUCCUGGUGCGUUACAGGAGGAAAGGCUCGCUGGCCGACGUGGAGCUGAGCCAGAGCCGGCCCGUGGCCACGCCCAUCCAGGUGACGAAGGACGAUUACAUCACGGCGUCGACGGGCUUCGGAAAGGGCGUGUCCAACGUCAAGCUGAAGACGGUUUACUACCAAACCACCUCGUCCAGUCAGAACUGCAACUUCGACAUCAGCAUCGAGCUGGUCGCCCAGAACCCAUCAGCCAGUACGACCUCUCCCAACAUGCGGUUUCCUCACCUGGUCGCCUGUGCAAAGUACAAGCCUCCUCCUAACGAGGUGCAGACAGAGUCCAGUCUGACUGUGAUGAAGAUCCAGCUGCCAACAGGAGUGCAGCCUUACCUGGACGACCUGAGACAGUUCAGAGACGGGAUGGAGCCCAUCAUCUCCCACUAUGAACUCCAGGGAAGCACUGUGGUGAUCCAGAUGGACUAUGUGCCUGCGGCGGAGUUCAUGUGUGUGGGUUUCCGGGUGUGGACGGAGUUCAGGGUCAGCGCUGCCGGUGAUUCUCUGUUCAGCGUCUAUGAGCCUCAGGACCGAGGAAGCAUGUGCACCAAGCAGUUCUCCUACCAGGAGCAGAAGCUGCAGCGCGUCUGUGUGGCUGAACAGUGCCAGUGCAUGACAGCCGCCUGCGCUUCAUACAGGGGAAACAUCGACUCGAGUCUCACAGCAGCCAAACACACCGAGGAGACCUGCAGAGCUCACAUCAAGUAUGCCUACAAGGUGACGGUUAAGUCUUCGGCCGCAGAGGGAGACUUUAUGACCUACACAGCCACCGUAGCUGAGGUCCUGAAGAACACAGAUAAAGAGCUGGAGGCGGUGAGUUCAGGGACAGAAGUGGAGCUGGUAAAGAAGGCCACCUGCAGCUCAGUGGAGAUCCAGAACAAUAACCAGUACCUGGUGAUGGGAGCCAGCGGGUCCGAGAUCGCACUCGGCCACAGCUUCAAGUACCGUCUUGCUCUGGACUCGGAUGCGCUGGUGGAGCUGUGGCCCACAGACUGCAGCACUCCCGAGUGUCUGGACUACAUCAACCAGCUGGACGACUUCGCUCUGGACAUGCAGCUGUCCGGCUGCCCCGGCUCAGCGUGACGCCUGCAGGCCGCACGUCCUCAAGGAGCGUCCCGCCCAAAGUUUACAGAGAGCUUUACUGACAAAAAAUAGACAUGAAAAUCAAAAUACAGUUUGUCAGGAAACAUCAGGGGCGACUGAAGCGCUGAAAGUAUAAAAUGUACUGAGGAAGUAAAAUGUAGAUAAAAAGUGUUUACUUUCAGAAGUGGUGUAGUCGCUACAAUCCAUCAUU
This is a messenger RNA of Myripristis murdjan (pinecone soldierfish), 5314 nucleotides long. RefSeq names its product complement component 5 (gene c5). The record is from RefSeq and is a predicted model, not a curated record. Gene Ontology annotation, molecular function: endopeptidase inhibitor activity; protein binding. Lineage: Eukaryota; Metazoa; Chordata; Actinopteri; Holocentriformes; Holocentridae. The transcript has 42 exons. The coding region runs from base 1 to 5103 and encodes 1700 amino acids. Gene Ontology annotation, cellular component: extracellular region.